AUGUCUGCGCCAGAACCCGGCGGCGCUGCGACGGAAACGCCAAAGCCCAAGUUGAAAAUCAACAUCAGCCGGUCCUCGUCCUUUGUCGGCGACGCAGCAGCAGCAGCAGCACCACCACCACCACCACCACCGCCAGCAUCUGCGACGGCGACGCCCGGCGACGGCCCACGCAAGGUGAAGCUCAAGCUCACGUCGUCGCAACCACCGACUCCCGCCACAGACCAAGCACCACCCGCCAAAACAAAGGCCGGCCGCCAGACAAAGCCGAGCCAGAAGCUCGUCGAGAGCAGAAAACGACCGCACGAUGACGACGAGGACCCGGCGCCGUCCCAGGUGGCGGUCCACCAGGCCACCAAGAUCAAGAUCCGGCCGGGCGUCAAGACGGCUCACACCCAGGUAGUGCUGAAGCCGCGGGGACGCCCGCCGGUCCACCCCCCCGGCGACGGGUACGACUCGGAAGCGAGCGACCGCGAGAUGGACCCCGCCAUCGAGGAGCAGUUCAUCCUGCGCAUGCUGCCCGGCGAGCACUGCGACUACGUGCGCUGGUGCAUGGACAACGGCAAGAUGGGCACCCCCCGAGCCCAGGGCGGCGCCGACAUGACGAUCAAGUUCUUCGACGAGGACACGCGCCGCGCCGUCGUCACCGUCAAGGGCCAGCCCUUUGCCGCCGUCAUGGUCGACCUGCCCACCAUCACCGAGUCCAUGAAGACGUGGGACCGCAAGUCCUUCAUGAAGUCGGCAGACGUGUGCCAGAUGCUGCUCGUGUUCCAGCAGGUCAAGAACGACGACGAGGCCAAGCGCGCGCCGCUGCCGGCCACGAUCGACCCCAACUUCAAGUGGCCGCACGGCAUCACGCCCCCCAUGCACGACUGCGUCAACCGCCGGUUCGCCAAGACCAUCAGCCGCAAGGAGAUUGAGGACAAGGAGGCCGAGGUGGAGCGGCUGCUCGCCGAGGACGCCAAGGCCAGCUCCACCAAGUGGGAAUGGGUCGACGACCGCCGCGACGAGGACGUCGAGCCCGGCGCCGACGAGGACGCCGAGGGCGAGGUCGACGACUCCAUGGGCUACUUUGCCGGCGGGGUGCAAAAGGACGGAGUCGCCGGCGACGACAACGACCUCGAGGCCGACUUGGAAGCUGCCUUUGCCGACGACUUGGUGGCCGAGACGCCCGGUACGGGCAUGGACAUGACUACGCCCAUGACUGCGCAGGUCGAGACGCCGGCGCCUGCCAUUCAAGAAAGCAUCGAGAAUGACGAGUCAGAGGAGGACGAGGAUGACGAAGACGACGACGACGAUGACGACGACGACGACGACGACGACGACGAUCUGGACGAGGAUCAGCGCGCUCAGAGAGACGAGGAGCAGGGCGUCAAGGAUAUCAUUCAUGAUCUGGAGAAGCAGUUGGCCAGGCGGGUGGCGGAUCUGGAAAAGACGCAAAACAAGAUUCUCCGAAUAAGAUUGGAGAAUCAGAUCAAGCAGCUGAAGUCCGAGAUUGAGCUCAAGAAGGGCUCCAUCGGCAUUGAAGUCGACGACUGA
Metarhizium album ARSEF 1941 is the source of this 1536-nucleotide messenger RNA. RefSeq lists its product as uncharacterized. The record is from RefSeq and is a predicted model, not a curated record. The transcript has a single exon. Gene Ontology annotation, cellular component: transcription factor TFIID complex. Gene Ontology annotation, molecular function: RNA polymerase II general transcription initiation factor activity. Gene Ontology annotation, biological process: RNA polymerase II preinitiation complex assembly; transcription initiation at RNA polymerase II promoter. Bases 1 to 1536 code for a protein of 511 amino acids. NCBI's taxonomy places the organism in Eukaryota, Fungi, Ascomycota, Sordariomycetes, Hypocreales, Clavicipitaceae.